AUGGCGAAAGCUUGUACAGGGAAUGUACCAAGCAGUGAAAGCGUUGAAAAGGUGGAAUCGCUUUUCGAGGGAUCAUUGAUAAGCAGUAAUGAAGCUCGUUGUCGCGGAUUACAACUUCCUCCGGAACUUGUGAAAAGCUUCAAACAAAACCCUGCAACUAUUCAGACGCCCCAAUCAAAAUUUAUGCAGGUCCCCCAGAUUGACGGCACGCCGGUCCAGCCCUUGAUAUAUAUUGCUGGGGACAAUUUAAGUGAAAAUGUGAAUUGCCACGAGCAUGAGGUAAUCCACUACGAAAUAAUUCAAGAUACUGCGGCCGCGGCGCAACCAGAGCCAGAUAGGUCGACAGAAGUACAGGGAAAAAAAUACUACGGAUUUAAUAUCGAGGAGGUUCUUCUCAAAGACUUUGCUAGUUCAAAGGUGUUAACGACCAAACUUCCACAGAAGAAACUAAUCAUUUCAACCGACCGUCGAGCAAUUGCUGCGGCCCUAAUAGAUAAAGUUAUUUCAACUCUUGGAACAAGCCCAAGUAAAGUGGCUUUAGAGCAACUGGCGAAGGACCUGGUUCUUUUGUUUCCUGGCCUAGGGGACCCUCGAAAAGAAGGCCGUGGAUAUGAGAUGUGGUUUUUCCACUCCCAUCACGGACUUGGGGCAUCAGGAUUUUUGGAAGACCGGCUCAAGAAUCAAAGGAAGAAGGUUACUUCCAAUAAGAAAACUCAAUUAAAUACUGAGUCGUUGGACGCAACUUUUUUAGACUGGUCUUCAGAAAUUGAAGAUGAAAAUCCUACGCCGGACGAGAAAGAGUUGGAGUUCCUGCGUCAAAAUCACGGCCAGGAAAUCAAAAUAAAGAUGAAAGAGACAGUUUUUCAAAGAAGAACUUUCAUUCGCCAACAGACAGGAGUGGACGGGUUGUUGAGCAUUAUCAAAUGUAUGCCGAGAUUGGUUGAUACGGAAGGAAUGAUAAUUCAAGAUUUCGACGUGAGACAUCCCAAACUGGCCUUGAUAUUGUACGAUAAAUGGCCAAAGGUUUCUAAACUACUGAUGGACUACGCUGAGGAGUGUGGCAUUGACUUUGCAGACAAGAUUGGAGUUAAAAAAUCAAGAUACGAACUGUUGGAUGGUACGUUGUUGAAACUUGCAAAUGUUUAA
This is a messenger RNA of Folsomia candida, 1146 nucleotides long. RefSeq lists its product as uncharacterized. The record is from RefSeq and is a predicted model, not a curated record. The transcript is spliced from 7 exons. Bases 1 to 1146 code for a protein of 381 amino acids. NCBI's taxonomy places the organism in Eukaryota, Metazoa, Arthropoda, Collembola, Entomobryomorpha, Isotomidae.